Amphimedon queenslandica is the source of this 886-nucleotide messenger RNA. RefSeq lists its product as uncharacterized. Gene Ontology annotation, biological process: signal transduction. Lineage: Eukaryota; Metazoa; Porifera; Demospongiae; Haplosclerida; Niphatidae. Gene Ontology annotation, molecular function: protein binding. Bases 244 to 819 code for a protein of 191 amino acids. The record is from RefSeq and is a predicted model, not a curated record. The transcript has 7 exons.
AGGAGAGCUAUAAAUAAAAUCAAAGCAUUCUUAGGAGAGAAUGCAGCAAAAGGUCUUAAUUGUACUGAAUCUGGUGACAAAUCACAAGAUAAAACUGAUGAUGAAUCACAAGAUGACACUGAUAGAUCGAAGUCUCCUGAGACACAAAGCAAAAGUGCUACCAAUGUACCACUUGUAGCUUUGACUAGCACACCAAUACCCAGCACCUCCAAAGCAGAAUCAGUUUGUACUGAUGAACCAAGUAUGCCUCUUCCUAGUGACACACCUAUUAUUAAUCCUGGAACUUCCGGAAGUAAUACAAGUAUUCCUCAUUCAUCUCCACAAAAAGGAACAACAACCUCUGUUGACAUUGAUUCAUCAUGCAAAGAUAACACUUCCAGCAGAGCACCAGCUUCUUAUUCUCAAAUUCCUCCUGUUGCUAACAAUACUUUUGUAGCACAUGAUUCCAGCUCACUGCAACAACAGCAUAUCUAUACCAUGAUAGUUGUGUCUAUACAUGUAAUCACGUUUCUUAAUGGUCUGUUUGCGAAUCCGUUGCAUAAUUCAUCUAUGUCUUCUAAUACUGGCAGAGUAUCAAAUGGUGUUUUAAUGAAGUGCUCAUCACACCUGAAUCAGUUACCAAAACUUGCUGGAUAUUUAGGAAUACCUGACAGUUGUUUACAACAGAUUCAGAGCGACUUCACAGACCCAGACAUACAAGGAUACCGUCUGUUGAAAAAGUGGAAAGAGCUCUAUCCUAAUUCAUCGCUUGCUGACCUUAUUGAAGUAUUUCAAUAUUUAGGCCUUAAUGAAGCUGUUAAAGUACUUGAAGAAAAUUAAUUAAUCAAUUCUAUUUGCCAUGUCAUUAUUUUUUGUAGUCUGUGACACAUGAAGCUACUUGUUAUUU